Molecule: messenger RNA, 5784 nt
Organism: Odocoileus virginianus texanus
Lineage: Eukaryota; Metazoa; Chordata; Mammalia; Artiodactyla; Cervidae
Source: RefSeq, a predicted model, not a curated record
CAGCGCUGCGCGGCGGCCGAGCCGGCAGCGGCCGCCUCUGGCAGCCCCGGGCCAGGCGCCCCCGUCCCCAGCAGCGGGGGUAAGAUGGCGCUGAAGAGGAUCCAGAAGGAAUUAACUGACUUGCAGAGGGACCCCCCUGCCCAGUGCUCUGCAGGACCUGUGGGAGAUGAUUUGUUCCACUGGCAAGCCACCAUCAUGGGCCCGAAUGACAGUCCUUACCAAGGAGGCGUUUUCUUCCUGACCAUCCACUUCCCUACCGAUUAUCCUUUCAAGCCCCCAAAGGUUGUUUUCACAACCAAAAUUUAUCAUCCCAACAUCAACAGCAACGGCAGCAUCUGCCUUGACAUCCUGCGGUCCCAGUGGUCUCCAGCACUGACUGUGUCAAAAGUUCUCUUAUCCAUCUGUUCUCUGCUCUGCGACCCCAACCCUGAGGACCCUCUGGUGCCAGAGAUAGCCCAUACCUACAAGGCUGAUAGAGAGAAGUACAACAGACUAGCAAGAGAGUGGACACAGAAAUAUGCUAUCAUGUUGGUACCGCUCUCAGCCAUCGUGGUUUUGACAACGUCACGUCUCUGAUGCCAGAUCAGUAGUCACUGUUGUGAUGCACAGCCUUCCUGGCUACGCUGGAAUCGGUCCCUCCACCCCAACUCACUGCUCACCUCCUGGGGGGACCUGAGUGCCUCCCCUGCCUGGCCUCACUCAGGCGGCAUUGCUUACCAUGGCGCCACACAGGGGCCUCAGUCUGGCCCCUUACCAUGUGCUCUUUGCCUUUUAGAACUCGGUGCCCGGGAAGGAGCGGGCAGGCUUUCCUCACGUCGUGUCUGCCACAAGCCACAUCCUGAGGACCCUCAGCUCAUCCCAGGAGUUCUGGGAGCUGGAAACAGUGUCACUGGGAAGUGGAGGCCUUGCCCCACAGCUCCCACCAGUCUUCCUCAGCAGUGCCACGUGCUGGCACUCGCGCCCCACACCAAGAAGCUGUAAAUAGAAAGUCAGGAUAUAAAGCACAUAACACGCCAUGAGAGAUGACUGUCGUUUUAGAAGCAAGAACAAAAUUAUGAAACCUGAAAAGAUUUGGGUUAUGCUUUUCUAUCUGAUGAGAUUUCACCAUCCCUACCUCCUCCCAGUCAGAGCCUACAUGAAGUCAGAAUGUGAGCCAUUCCCUGAACAGAACACAGGGAGAGAGGGGGGCUGUGAAAUGUAAAUAAAAAUGUAAUGCACUCAUAACCCUGAAUGAUAACUGACAUUUAAGUCUCUUUUUUUUCCAGGCAGAACAGAAGAUACGGAAACUUUUAACAGGUAGCCCAUCGGGUAACUGGCCUCCUCUCUUAAGUUUCUGAUGUAAUACAUUUCAAGAGCUGCCUUUAGAGUUCAGAGGUUUGAGAUUAGGUUAGUGAGGAGAAGGGUAGUAAAGGGAUUAUUCUAAUUGAACCUCCAAAGAGAGGAGGAAAAUUGAGGGACUUCACAUCUCUAAAGUCCAAUUUGGCCUAGUCUUUUCUAAGUGGUUUUCAAAGCUAGUCCACUCCCAGAACAGCCAUAUGAGAAUAAUGUUUGGGUGAGUAGGACCAGGAAGUGGACAAACACUAAAAUUCUCCAACCAGAUGGCCAGGUCUGUGGCGUUUGGAAGGAGGCCUACAGACCUUGCACCUGGGGAUCAGCGCUAGGUGACCAUGUGAGCCUGACCUGCUCCGGAAACUCUUAUGUUGUAGCACAGCUUCACUGUUCUUGCUUUCCAGCAGGAGUGCUGGGAUUAGUCACCACCACUUCCUUAGCAAAGUAGGCAUCUGUCUGAGCCGGGUCUGCAUUUACUUUACGGGGGUCCCCAUUUGGGAUCCUCAGUUACAAGGCUGCUUUCUGUGUUCCAUGGGCCCCAUUCCCUGCUUUGUACCAUGGUGAGGAUUGCCCUGUUAAUUUUUUCUCUCUUUGCUACCCCUUUGGUCUUUACUUAAACAAAAUGAUAAACUUCAGAUGUCCCCUGGGAACACUGCCGUCACACAACUCUGCCAUUUCAGACAGUGGUCAUAAUACUCCUUGAACCAAAUGUAACAAAGCCUAGGAACGUGGGACAGAUUCAAAUUUCAGAGACAAGUCAGAGGUUCAGAGAAGGAAUAUCCAGGCCCAAGUUGGUGUUGAGUUGGAGGGUGCCAUUUUCAGCCUUUCAAGCAUAAUAGCUUAUGACUCCCCAGAAGCUCAUGAAUUUUCUCUGUCUAGUUAAAAUUUUCCCAAGCCUGCUAUCUCUGUUGGAGAUAAUGCAGUAGAAAAAGUAAAAUUAUCCUUUGAGAUCCUGAUUAUGAAUUACCAUUCACCCUUUGCUUGAUUUGCACUCUGUACUUGGACAGGCCUGUACUUGUGCCAGGCCAAGUGAUGGACAGGCCACCACAGUGAUGUUCCUGUCCCUGGCAAAUUCCUUGGACUCUCUACCCCUGGGAAACUUGCUUUUCAAGCCUUCCAGGGCUCAGAUCAGCCUGAAGGACAGGCAUGUUAAGUUGAAACCCUUAUUUUAAAAUGCACUGUGUUCAGGCAGCUCCCAGGUAUCACACAGGUAUAGAUAUCAUGUUUCCAAGGCGAGUCUCAGAUCAGUAACUUAACAGCACAUCUAAAAAGCUAACUGUGCAGUGAUACUUUGUUUUUUCCAUGGACCAGAGAUACCAGGGAAUUGCAUGAUCUUAAGCAGUUAAUCCAACAUGAACAAAUGACUUAACUGUGGCCAAAAGUGUCUCAGUUUGCUGGAUGGAGCUGUGAUCUUGAUCCUUUGGCAGACUACAGGAAGACUCAAGAGUUCCAAGGAUAUGGCAAAGGGUCAAAAUCUCCCAACAAGGGAUUAAAACACCAGAACACCCAUGUCCAAUGGGCCUGGCAACUCACAGCUGGCCCGUGUGUCAGCACCAUGGGAUCCCACAGCACCUGACUGCAGAGGCUCAAGGACAGGCAGGUUUCUGUCUCAAAUUCAGGACAAAGUCUCCUAAAGUGAUAAAGAGGUGCUUGUGAGACGGGUCAACAGAGCUCCUGGCCCGAAGGCCUGUUCUGGUGGAGGCAGAGAAAGCCUCGGGAGCAGCACGGGCCACGUGUCCCUCUUGCCCUCACCUGCCCCCUCUUCUGUGCCUCUGUUCCUCCAGCCCUUCUCUCUGUGACACAUGCUUCCUCCCUGGCAGCACUGGGUGGGGUUGAAUGAGAAUUAGAUCUAGCCAUGAAAGCUGGUCUGAGAAACAGGAUGGCUUACCAGUGUUAGCAACCUGAGUCCUUGGACUCUUUAAUCAAUAGAAAUUGAUAAGAGAUCAGACAAGGAAUUUAGGCAAGGCUUUACUGGAACUCACGCUGCAGCAGUGGGAAGUAAGAACAAGUGAACCAGUGCCCUUGCUUGACCCCUGCAGGUGGCAGGGCGAGCUGGUCCCUUAAAUGAGGUGAGGGUGGGGCAGACCAGUGGGUCAGGUUGGAAGGGUGGCUUGGGUGGUCUGCCAGCUCACAUGGUGGUGCUGUGUGCAAGGAUCAUGUGCAGAACCCUGCUUUUGCUCCCCGUACCUCAGAAGUGACAGUUAGGUUUUGGUCUUUUUGCACUAGUCAGAAUUGACCCCAACUGUGCAUGCAUCAAGUUAUUUUUAGUCCCGUAUAGUUUCUUUGUGUUCUUUUGCGCAAGAUGUUUGUUCAGGUGUGAGCACUCCAGUAAAGGGACCCAGGCCCCAACCUAUCUCACCAGCACCCUCACAACAGCAGCCUGAUGCCAUGCAGGCAGGCACACUGGCUCCCUCAGGCCUGGUGGUCUUCCCAGCCAGUCUGCUGGCCUCAUCAUGACCACCACUGGGGCUUCUCUUCUGUUGGCAGAGGGGUUUUAUUAAAACUAAAAAGCUACAGAAAAUCUGCAAACCCGCUCUCAAACCAAAUAGUGGUUUCUUGACUUUCCUAAAAAGUGUCACGUCCCCAUCUUACCCCAUCUCUACCCCACUUCUCCCAGGCGCCUAAUCCUUACCUUCAGAUAGGCCCACUUGAGCUGUUCCAGCUCCCUGCAACAGAGCUUACCUCUGGGUGCACGGGCUUGGCUGGGCUCCACUUUAGGGGGUAAUGACAGAAUUGCCCUCUCAGAGCCUGCCUCUCACCUGUGCUGCCCACCCCACCACAAGCACAGUAGCUCAAGGGGCUAGUCAUGGGGAAUGUCCAUCACUGCUGGCUGUCAUUACUUUCUAAUGACUUUAGGUAGCUUUAUCAAGGCAAUGACUGAGCACUUGCCAAGAACAAGGUGUGAAGGGGAGGGGGAAGGAAGAGAAUUAUGCCAAGAAGGGAACUACACAGGCCUCAGGAAGGAGCUAAAACUAGGGUAGGGCAUGAUGGAUGGACAGGGAGGAGGGUCCUACAGGCAGAGGGCUGUGUUCCCCAACAAGCACAGCACAUUCUGGGGACUCACCCAGCACCUGGCAACACUCCCGCACAUGGCUCUUCCGGAAUUGGGGCCCUGUUACCUUCUGGGUGUCACAGGGCUCACCUUUCUGGAGAAUCAUUAAAGGCAGAGGAGUGCAGGAUGAAUGGCAAUUUUCAUAUUAAGUGGAUGGCAUAGUUCAUACAAGCUGGUGUGUAAAACCAUUUUGCACCCUAGACUCCCAGGUAAACAAGCAGCGUCACUGGGCUGGGGACUUCUUAGAGUCCAGGACAAGGCACAGAGCUGCAUCUAUCCCUCGAUCCACAUGAAGAAAGGAAUGGAAGGACAUUAGGCCUGGGCCCAGCCUCAUGUCAAAGCUUGUUCCCAGGAGCAGUAAUGACCUGGCCAGGGCACUAGAAGGUCAAGCAUGCUUAAUGGAUAAAAUGAUCUACCAGCUCCAGAAACAAGGAUGCAGAUGGAGGCAUGGGCGGUAAAGUUGGGGGUGGCAGAGGCAAGGUGUGAAAGGCUAAUUACCCUUCUGAGGGAACUUGGCUGUUUCUUCCUUCUGUGUCAAAUAUCCAGCAGUAGGAAUAAUCUGGUGGUCCAGUGGUUAGCAAUCUGUGCUUCCACUGUAAGGGUCACAGGUUCAAUCCCUAGUCGGGGAACUGUGAUCCCACAUGCCAUGUGACCCAAAGCAAGCUCAGGACACCAUCCUGAAACAGGAGGAACUAACAAUAAGCUGUCAACAUCUUUGGGUUUAAAAUGUUGGCAGAGUUGUAGUUAAACUGCAAAAUCCCCAUCACCUGUACCUUCUGUUCCCUUUGAACCUUCUAGAAUUUCUGCCGACUCCUUGCUGUGGGCUCAUCUGUCUACAACAGGGAGCUUGACUGAUGCACACAUGUCUCCAGGUCUUUGAGGUCGAGGCUUCAGCAAGGCUUGACCCUCACAGCAAGAGCUAUGUGAGCAGCAAGUAUGCCCUCUCUGUAAAGGGUUAGGAUGGCAGGAAAGAGCACUGCUUCUCCUGAAGGAGGCGGUUUUGCCCUUUCUGUGAGACACCACAUAUGACUUGUGGCAGCCCCUCAUAGCCAAGCCUUAAAUGACAAGCAGACCACGUUGGCCAUUCCCUACCCUCGGGCCUGAGUCACAGAUCAAGCUCAAGACUGCAGCCUUCCCACCUUUCCACCCUUGACUGCUUACCGUCUGUUUAAAUCAUAACAGAGAUUCAACCAGGAAGGUUUGGGGGGGGUUUUGUUUUGUUUUUAAUCUCUCAAGAUGUGAAGUAUUUGUUUACUGGGUUUCACUUACUAUGCAGCAUAAAUAAGUUUUCUUUUUAGGGCAGGAAAACCAAUGAUUUCAUUUCUCCCAUUCUGUCAUAAUAUGGCCAUGUGUGGCUGGAGCAUAGAGAUGUAAUCCUGGUGGUUUUUAAGAAAAUUAUUUUC